ACUCACAUUCGCUCUGCAGACACUUUAUUACUUGUCACAGAGCUGCACAUCAUCACACACUGUUACAGCUUCACUUCUUCAUCUCUCAGAGCCACCGAAAACUGAAGAUGGGAAAAAUUAACGGAUGCAUCAGAUUCCCCUUUAUCUCCUUCAAUGGGCUGUUUGCAGUCAUCGGAUGUAUGAUGAUCUACGGGCUGAUGAAGAUCAGCGCCUAUAGACAACAGCAGCUGGAGGCGGCGGGCAGCCUGGGCCUGGGUUGGGCUUGGGUGUUUACCAUCAGCAUCCUCUGCAUCGCCGGUCUGGGGGUCUUUGCAGGCCGCAAAGAGAACGCACUCGCCCUCAAAAUAUUUGCAGGCUUCAUGGUGGUUGGAAUGAUCAUCAUGAUGAUCUUUGGCAUCAUUGUCGUUGUCGAAAGGAACGAGCUGAAAAGCGACUUUGAAAGCGGCAACUCUGAGACGGUAAAGACCUGGAUUGACAAAGAGGAAAUGAGAGAGCUGCUUAAUAAGCUACAGCAAGAGGUAAAGUGCUGUGGACUGGUGAGCGCCGAGGACUGGGGUGAUGAUAUCCCUACAUCCUGUGAGUGUAACUCACUGAGAGGUUACGGAGGAUAUGGAGGAUCUGCAGGAUCUGAAUGUAAAGCCAAACCAAAGGGAACCUCAGGCCCAAGCUUCAUCUAUAAACAGACCUGCGGUGGAUUCAUCUUUGAGUGGAUCGACUAUUUCUACAAGAUCGCCAUGGGCGUCUGCUUUGGAUUUGCUGUCACUGCACUGCUGGGCCUGCUGAUGUCCCUGCUGAUGAUCCAUCAGAUCAAACGUCAUGACAGCGCAGCAGGAGCGUCCUUUGCCAUGACGGGAUACUGAAGGGAACCCUCCACCCCUGACCUUCUGCGCUGUAAAGGAGGACUCAGUGGUCAAUUCAUGAUGGCGUCUUUGUUUUGCUGCAGGAACAUUUCAUUUUUUCCUUCCAGAUUUCUAUUGUAGAAAAUAUAGCAGGCUUUUUUUUAAUGAAUCAUUAUAACUCGAGUUAUUUGAUGGUACGCUGCGUUCCAUCUUCUAUUUCUCUGUUGCAUAAAUAUUGUAGAAAGAGGCAGUUUCUAAUCUGAAUACAGCUCUAUAAACCCGAGGAGGUCAUAACAUUACCUGUGAGUUUAAAACGUUGGAACAUUCUCUUGUUUUAUUAAGCCUGGGACGCACCAGAGAACAGCUUAGUAAAGUUCAUCCACUCCUCGUUAGUGGUGGUAGAAGCUUGGUGAUGGAGGACUGCUUGAAGGGCUACUUGGCCGAACACACGAGACGGCCGGGAAUAUGCUAGCGCCGGUCUGUCGCAGCUAAAUGUCUGGAUUGCUAACUGUCAAUCAGCUUUAGUUAUUAAGUUAACCAUCAGCAUGCUAACUGCUUCACUGACUGGACAAUAAGUUCACACACUUUAUUCUAAACACAUCUGUACCACAGACUCCUCUCUCACAACUGUCUGCAAACCAUUCCUCUUUAUCUUACUCCAGCAGCAAAACGGUGAGGAUUUAUUUAGUCCCCAUGAAUAAAAAUCCACUGAUGGCAGCCGGUCUGUUGCACAAUGUAGCUUUUUAAAAAGGCCGUUAGCCUAGCUUUAAUUGCUAAUGACCAUAACUUUUUUACAUGGACUGGGAAACAAAACCUCCAGAUUUAAUUGCUCUUAAUUCUGAAAACAUCUGCAGACAGAUAUAUACGACGAGGACUCUUCAAAACUAACUAACUAAAACUAUGAUAAUCUGGUGAUUAUUGUUGAAGUAAUGUCCGACCUGAAGAACCUUCUCGGGUUAACAACAUGUCAGAUGAACACUUCCUCCUCCUGUCUGUGUGAAAAAUGUAGGACAAUGAACUCGCAUAUUUUCCAAAGUUGAGUGUGAGUGUUUGUAAAGCACUUCAGUAAUAUAAAACCAGAGCAGCCCUCUGGACAUUUUGCCAAAUGGUUAAAUGGCAAAUCCUGAUGUGACAUUUUCAAAAUUAGUGAAAUAUUUUGUGUCUUCUGUAAAGAGCAGGUAACGCUGGGAAAGCAACGUCUCUCUGUGUCCGUACAAUUAUUCAUGUGGAAGCCAGGAUAAAAAUGAGAUUAUAAAACUCUCUUCUCUUCAUGGAGGAUGAAGCCAUGAGACAAACCAAACAACAGCUCAGGGUUAACUUACAAGUUUACAUGUCUCCUACAGGGACUUUAUAAAAAGGGAUGAUGACUUAAGUGGAAGACAAACGCUGUGACAGGAACUGUUUUAUUGUGAAAUCUGCACUCAUAUCACUUCAAAAUAAACUCUAGAGACUAAAACCCA
This is a messenger RNA of Micropterus salmoides (largemouth bass), 2299 nucleotides long. Its product is annotated as tetraspanin-8-like. Lineage: Eukaryota; Metazoa; Chordata; Actinopteri; Centrarchiformes; Centrarchidae. Gene Ontology annotation, cellular component: membrane. The record is from RefSeq and is a predicted model, not a curated record. The transcript is spliced from 9 exons. Bases 108 to 860 code for a protein of 250 amino acids.